Podarcis lilfordi (Lilford's wall lizard) is the source of this 2600-nucleotide messenger RNA. The record is from the annotation of a GenBank genome assembly. NCBI's taxonomy places the organism in Eukaryota, Metazoa, Chordata, Lepidosauria, Squamata, Lacertidae.
AUGGGUCGAGCGGGGAGCGCGACGGAGGGGGCGCCUGCUGCGCGCGGGUCCCGCCGUCCGGCCGCGCCCCUCGGGGGAUCCCCGGCUCCCGCACAAGCCCGAACUUGCCUCCGGGAGGCGGCGGAGGGGGCGGGGCGCGGUGACGUCAGGGCGGGGGCGGGGCCCGGCUCCGGGCUGCGCUGCCGCUGCCCGCUCGCCUGGCAGAGAGACUCUGGCCGCCGCCGCCGCCGCCGCUCCAGCUCGCCGGGGUCGCUCUCCUGCCUCGCCCGCCGCCGCCGCCACCGCCGCCGACGGAGCCCCUGCGCUGCCCAGAGACCCCCGCCCCGCCCCCGGAGGGUUCAUGCAGCUGCAGUAAGUGGGGCGGGCGGAUGCCCGGGGAGGGACCGUCCCGUCGGGGGAGGCGGGAGGGCGCACGUGGCUGCAGGGGGCGGCAGCCCGGAUCGGGGCGGGGCGGGAGGAAGGGAGACGGACCCCCCCUCCGCGAAGCUGGCACGGCGCGGUUUGUUUACAAACACCAGCCCGCCCGCCCCCACCGACCGCCCCGUCUCCGCUCGCCCCGCAGACCCCGCCGAGCGCCAUGGCCAGACCACUGCAGGACGGGAGCCGCGCCGAGCCGACAGCAGCUGUGCCCGGGAGCCCAGCCUGCCCUGUGGGGGGGGCGCUGGCCCUGCCGCCCCCCCUCUGCCGCACGCCCCUCGCCUCGCCCCCCCGGCUGAACGGCCUCUGCCGCUGCGGGAUCGGACACGAGACCUUGCGGAUGCGCUCCGGGGCCACGCGAGGUGAGUGCCUGGGGAGGGGGCUCGAGGGGGCGGGGCGCCUGCUGCUGGGCGAGGGGAGGGCGGCGGGACCCACAAAGCGCCUCUGAGCAUGGGCAGAGCGCCUCCCCCGGCCCCGGGGUCCCAGCCAGGGCGGUGGUUGUUCCGCAGGAGCUGUCCCGCAAGCAAAGGGCUGGCGCGCCCCCGGGGCGCGGGGCAAGAGGGGCGCGGCUCAGCCCCUGUGUCUCCCAGCCGCAGGUGCCCGCGGAAGAGGGGGCGGACCCUCCGCUCCUCUCCCCACCUGAGGAGUCCUGGGGGUCCGGCACAGCCCAGCCCCUUUCUGCGCCCCCGCCCGUCAAGGACAGACCUUUGUUUUUCCGCGACGGGCGCUCCUCCUUCCGGAGCGCUGCGUCUCCUUGCGGGCAACACGCGGUGGCUGCGAGCACGUGGGAAGGGGCUCAGGCGAGGCACCCAGAUCGGGCGCCAGCCUGUUCUCCAAUGGGCUCCUUUUAUUGCUCCCCCACCGAGACCAGACCACUUUCCGCACCCCCAAAACCCCGGGAAGCGUGCGCGCAGGUGGCCGGCAUUGGGCGGGGGUCUCGGGGCUAUCCCGUUUGCCCCUCAGUCUGCUUUGGUCCCGCCCCACUCGGCCGCACUGCGCGCAGGGGGUGCCCCCCAAGCGCCCUGCCCUCCUUGAGCCUGGCGCGGAAACGCUGACUCAUGAAAAAAUUGCGUGUAUUGAGGGGGGAGCAGACUAUGGGAGGGGCCGCCCCCAGCUAAGCGCGGCGAGGAGGAGCAUCCCUGGCGGAGAGCAGCGAGUGGCAGCCCCCUUGUAACCAUCGCCCCCCCCCAGUCUCCCGGGGUGGGGGCCUGCAGGGCAAGAGGCAGCUGCAGGCGCGCUCCCCGCGGCGCUGCUCGCCCCAGCCAGCCCGCCCGCCAGCCGGGGGGGCCCGUGUCCUGGAAUGAUCCCUUUUCCCUCCGCAGUUGCCAAGGAGACAGGAAACGGCCCCCUCCCGCCCCUCCUCGGCUUGCUGCUGCCCUCCCCGCCUCGCCGCCCUCAUCGCCGCUGCCUUCCUCCCGCAGGCGACCCGCCCGCCGCCGCCCCCCGCCCGGAGGAGCCCCCCGUCCAGCUCAGGACCCCCGCGCCCGGCCUGGAGAGAGCCAUCGGGGCGCGCCUGCGAGUCCUGGGAGACCAGUUCCAGCGCGAGUACGCGCACAGGGUAAGUCGGUGCCAGGGGAGAGGACCGGGGGGGGGCGUGUGCCCGGGAUGCUGGUGGCACGGGGGGGGGGGCCGGGAUGCCGGUGGCCCCACCGCCCAGCCCCGUCCUCCGCCGCUGCUUUGCCCAGGGAGCCGGGCAGGCGCCGCCGCCGCCGCCGCUGACUCAUCUCCUAUAAAUAGCGCGGGAUGGCAGGCGGCCGGGCACGGGAGCCUGGGCAGGGCAGUGCCCGCCCCGCCGCUGCCCCGCUCACCUGCGCCCUCUCCUCCUCUCCCCGCAGGAGCAGCGCCGGCCGCAGGGCGCCCUCUGGGGCCACGUCUCCCACUUCGUCUUCCAGCUGCUGGGCAUCUUGUACAACCUGCCGGCGGAGGGCCUGGCCGCCCUGCGCCCCAACUAGCCGCCUCCUCCGCCUCCUCGUGGUCCUCCUGCUGGCCAGGGGGGAACCCAGCCGGGCCUGGAGCCGCCCCCCCGCGCCGUCGCCCGCCCCGCCGGGGGCCGUGAGCCAGGGGGGGCGCGCAGGGCUGCUUCCUUCUGCCCCCAGCCCAGCAGUGCCUUAAGCAGAGCUGCUCAGCUGGGACGCCAAGCAAGUUAGCACUAUGUCAAUACUGUUCAAUGGAGCCUGUACAGG